Molecule: messenger RNA, 3428 nt
Organism: Astyanax mexicanus (Mexican tetra)
Lineage: Eukaryota; Metazoa; Chordata; Actinopteri; Characiformes; Acestrorhamphidae
Gene: firrm
Product: chromosome 1 C1orf112 homolog
Exons: 25
Coding region: 303-3041 (912 amino acids)
Source: RefSeq, a predicted model, not a curated record
AAGCAGCGGUAUUGGGUCAUAUUAAAAAUGUACUGUAGUGUUAAAUUAGGAACUGUUCUGUGACACAUUUAAUGAGCGUUUUGACUAUUUUAACAAGAAAUGCAGUGUGAACCCCUCAGACUGAAUGGACUCGUCCCUGUGAAGCAGUGUUGAGGAAGAGGAGGCAAAUUCAAAACACGAGAAAGACUCAAGUUAAUUUUACACUAAAACUACUCUCGUAUUUCCAUCAACUGACCCCAGACCCGUGGUCUAUUGAGUUGUAUGUUUGAUCAGUAUGGUCGGACAGCGGUGAAGCUUGUGCAAUGUCUCAAACUACACUUUUGGAGGAGGUUGUUCAGUGGAGUCCAGAGACAUGCAGACAAGAAGUCAAAGUGGUGCUGCCCAAACUAGUCGCCAUGCAUCACAACACUAAUAGCUGGGAGGAACACAUCAAUGUCUUGAGAAUUAUUGUAGACAUGUUCCUCCCUCAUUUACAUCUGGCAGAGCUGGAGGAAGAGUGUUUCUCCAAAGUCCUACCUAAAGUGGUGGUAAUAUUCACUGGGUUUUUGGAAGAGAUCUCCAAGCAAAUUGGAGGCCUGUCUAGCCAAAACACAGAGUUGCAAGCAUUCCUCAGGAACAUAUUGCAGAUGAUGGUUCAGACCCUGGAAGCUCUGUCAGGAUGUGUGCGUCAUGUGUGCUCUUUUGAGGAAGCUGUCUCCCUGAACUCCAUUCGUACUCUGCCCUCCUGUGUUCUCCAGCUCCUGAAGGACACCUUUCAGCAUUGCAAGGAGAGUGAGUUAAUGUACAGUGGAAGGCUGUCACUUGUGGGAGAUCUGCUGCAGGGUCUGUUUAAAGAAGCCUAUUCACUACAGAAAAGCCUGAUGGAGCUGCUGGAUAAGAUUAGCCUAGAGAACAGUGCCUCCAGAGAGGGAAUAUCUGAUAUAGUGGCAGUGAUCCACAGUCUGCUGGACAUAUGCUCAGUCAUAUCCUCCUUGGACAUGGCACUGCAUGCCAACACAUGGAAGUUCAUUAUAAAACAGAGCAUGAAGUAUCAGUCCAUGGUAGAGGAGCACCUGCGGCACACUGACAUUGCAUCCUCUUUGUGUGAGGGCCUGCUGGCAUCUGUGUGCAGCUCACUGGAGCUUGCAGAGCAGGUGCAGCGUGCAGGACUGCAGGAGGCAGUGCAGUGUGCUGAAUUUAAACUUUUCCAGAAGACCACAAAGAUGUGCAGGUUUUUUGCCAACACUUUAGUUCACUAUAUAAAGGAAUUUAAACCAUUUCUGUCCAAAUCCUGCAGUCGUUUUCACCAAAUGUACCUUCACAUUCUCAGUAAAUUUCCACCAAGUGUCAGUGCCUCCUCUGUGCCCCAGGGUAUGGGUGAAGAACUCAGUGCGGCCGUGUUGGUUCCCAUGGAUGCUGUGCUGACCCAGCUUCUACCUCUGAGACCUUUUGCUGAGUGUGUCCUGGCCCCAGCUCAGAAGUGCAGUACAGAGCUGGCUCUUCCUCAGUGUUUGCUUCUGGUGGAUGUAUUGGGGAAGCUUUCCUCUGAGCCGGAGGAAUCACUGCACCUCUGGUGUGAUGGCAGCCAGUUCUCUGAAGAAGUACCCAGGCUGUCUGUUUUUGAGGCUAUGUUUUUGAGUUUUUGCCGCUGUCGAGUAGAGCGGGCCUUGCCGGUGCGUCUGCCGGGGGUGAUGCUGCAUGGUCAGGCUCAAGGCAAGGUCAGCCUGCACCAGCAUGUUUGUGUGCAUCUCUGUGGCUUUGUGGCAUCACUUCCUGCUCAACACUUUCCUCUGCUGGAACGCUCCCUGUUCGGCGCUGUGCUCCAGUCGGACAUCCAGACAACUCUCUUAGCCACAGACGUCUGGUGCUUCCUGGCACGGUAUGGCACAGCUGAGUUGUGUUUACACCACGUUCUCCUCACGGCUCACCUGAUAAAGUCAUGUCCAAUUGAGGGUUUUCGACUGGCCCACCUAGGCCUUCUGCUGAGACGCCUGCUCUUCCUCAUGACUCCAAACCACCAGAUGGAGUUUGUUGAACGCUUCUCUCCAUCUGAGGAGGACAACCUGUGUGUGUGGCGUUUGGCUCUACUCAGGAGUCUUUGCUCUGAGGUGCGUUUACGUGUGGAGAGAGAGGUGCUAAACACAGUGCAGUCAGCACUGCACUCCUGGCAGGCCACAGGCUACAGACUGGGGAAAGUGCACACACUGAAUAAGACACUGGGCUGCAUGCUGGUGGUGGUCCGAGGGGAGCCCCUGCAGGCUGAAUAUUUAGGUUCUUCAAUGAAAAUUAUUCACCAGCUGUGGGGACGGAUGUGUGCUCUUCAGGUGCAGGCCCAUACCUCUCUUCAGAAUACCUUAAGUGUGCUUCUGUCCAUUUCAGCGAUCUUGAUUAAAAAUCUAGAACCACAUGCCAUAAUUCAGGCAUUUUCCUGCCUGAGUGUCCUAGAAUUACAGGAGUGCCCUGAUUACUUGGUCUUGGCUGCUUUGGAGUUUCUGGCCUCCAUGGGGAAAGUGUUUGUUCCCUCAGAUAUUCAGUCUCAGGUGCUGCCUAGACUCAGUUCCCUGUUCAGCACUCUACUGGCUUGUAAUUCCUGGUUGAUUCGUCAGCACGCCCUGAAGGCCUUCGCCAUUUUUGCUGAGGUCACAAAUCAUGAGGAGGUCAUCUCUCAAAGUCUGACAUCAGAAGAGACAAAGAACCAAGUAGUAAAUUUUCUCAGUAAGGCCGUCACAGCACAGGAGGCUGAAGGGGUCUGUGUGGAAAGGCUGAGGGCAGAAGCAAGUGUGAUGGAAAGGCAUAUUGAGAGUUUGGAGAUUGAAGAAAAAACACCUGUAGAUGUAUCUGUUGAUGAAGAGCCAUGUGCAAAGCGGCCACGCCAAGAGACCAGCAGGGAGGAGGAGUAUGACCGUUACCUGCAGACAGCAGAAAGUGCCCUUAAAGCACUGCUGGCAGUAGAAACACCCAACACAACCUCACCCUGGCCACAGUGGGUAACAAACAGGCUCCAGGCCCUGCAGACACUCAUCAGCAGCCACAUCAGCACUCCUUCAACUGACAAAACCUGAUGCACAUCUUUCAACACAAUACAAAACCAGCUUUAUGUUUUUUGAAAAUGUCCCUUAAGUUUAUAAGAGAAACAUUUUCUCAUUUUUAUUACUCCCAUGUCAUUUUUUUGAUGAUGCUCAGUCUUUGGUUAAUGCAAAUUUUAGAUGAUUCAGGUUCUAUUGAUGGACUUGUAAACAACUUUUAUUGGAUCCUACGGAUUGUUAUUUAGAGUAUGUCAUUACACCAAUGCAAAUUGGAUGUCCAUCUGUAAUAGUACAGUCUUGUUUAUAAUAGCUUAUUUAAAGGAAUCGCUCCUGCGUGUGAUUGAUAUCUUUGUGAUUAAGAUUUAAAGUGAUCUUGAGCUUGGAAUAUGUUAUAUAAAUAAAAUUCAUUAUUAUUACUGUUGA